This is a messenger RNA of Candidula unifasciata, 591 nucleotides long. NCBI's taxonomy places the organism in Eukaryota, Metazoa, Mollusca, Gastropoda, Stylommatophora, Geomitridae. The record is from the annotation of a GenBank genome assembly.
AUGCAGUCGUCGACCUACAAGAUCCUCAAGGUGUGUGUCCUGGGAGAUCUAGGUGUGGGCAAGACAUCGUUGACCACUCGGUUUGUCACCGAGAACUUCGUAGACAAGUAUAAACCGACAUAUCAAGCCUGUCACUUCCACAAAUACCUGCACACACCUGACAGCAGUGUCUACAUCCAGAUCUGGGACACAUCAGGCACUGAGAGAUUCAGAUCUUUGAGUCCUCACAUUCUCAGGGACUCCAACGGGGCUCUGUUAGUUUACGACGUCACUAACUUGGCCAGCUUUGUCAACAUAGACAAGUACUGGAUAAAGUGGAUCAGAGACAUAGUUCCGGACGAGUUCAGACUUGUUCUUGUAGGAAACAAAAUCGACAAGUCGGCAAGCAGACAAAUAGACAGCAAGAUGGCCAAGCGAUUCGCUGCAGACAAUAGCAUGUUGUACUAUGAGACAUCGGCCAAGACUGGAGAAAGUGUGGAUGUUGUGUUUCUGGACGUAGUAAACCUUCUAGCGGACACAAUCGAAUCCUCCUACAGCGAGUCUCUGGAAGUUCCACUGACUAAGGACAGAAAACACAGCUGCUGUUUUUGA